UUUUGUAUUUAUUUACUUAUUUAUGGACUGUAAUUUCAUUUUCCGAUAAAGUAUUAUACAUAAGGAUCAUAGUCCUUUCUAUUUUUCAGUUUUGGUAAUUUGGCUGGGUUUGAAGAGCCCACAACCUCAUGCUUGCAAUUUGGGUGCCUUCAACACGAGCUAUCAACUUGAACCCCCGUUGUUUCGGACUUAUAAUUUUCAAAUUUGCAGAAACAGGGGUCUCUUAUUUUUGAGAGAAAUAUGUUUUUUUGAAAAAAAAUUUAUGUACAGUUCUGAUCGAUCACGAUCAUAUGACCACAUACACAAACAAGCACACAGGGCUUUUAAUUUGAGAACCGCAAGAUGCACAAUGGGCGAUCCAAUUUCCAGUCAUAACCAGAGAUAUGAAUCAGCCACUACUCUGCUUAGACAACACACAGAAAUGGCUUGGCUUAAGAAUCCCUUUACAAAUUUUCCGUAGUAGUGAGGAUUAAGUUUAGAUAACACAGCUAAGUAAUCACAGAGGGUGUUUUAGGUGCACAUUGUCUACAUGGGAGAGAAGCACCAUGAAGAUCCCGAUGUUGUCCGGGACUUGCACCAUAGCGUACUCACAACACUGCUCGGCAGCGAAGAAGCAGCUCGGGAGUCAAUGGUGUACAGCUACAGACAUGGCUUUUCAGGCUUUGCUGCAAGGCUAACAGAAAAUCAAGCAAAGAUCCUUUCAGGCUUUGAAGGUGUGAUACGUGUGAUACCAAACCACAUGUACGAGCUACACACAACAAGAAGCUGGGACUUCCUUGGCCUCAGCCCCAAGUUACCAUCAACCCUUCUUCAUAAGGCCAACUCAGGUGACGGGAUCAUCGUAGGCGUUCUUGACACAGGAGUGUGGCCUGAGUCAGAGAGCUUCAAUGACAAGGGCAUGGGACCCAUCCCUGGCCGUUGGAAGGGAAUCUGCCAACCAGGCCAGCAAUUCAACUCAUCAAAUUGCAAUCGCAAGCUCAUCGGUGCUCGUUGGUUCGUCAAAGGGCUCGAAGCCGAGCUAGGAGAACCCGUGUCCACUGCUGACCCUACCGAGAUAGUGUCUGCUCGUGACAUUAAUGGCCAUGGCACACACUGUGCCUCCACAGCAGUGGGCUCUCCAGUAGCAUCCGCAACGUAUCGUGGGCUAGCGGUUGGAGUGGCCCGGGGUGGAGCACCGCUUGCUCGCCUUGCUGUGUACAAGUCCUUGUGGACGUUAGGCGGGUCCGCUGCAGACAUACUGAAGGCCAUUGACUAUGCCAUCCAUGAUGGGGUUGAUGUCCUGUCUAUUUCCCUUGGCAUUCGCACUCUACCCCUUUACUCUUAUGUGGACGAAGGUGACGGCAUAGCCAUUGGCGCAUUCCAUGCCAUGGCUCGAGGAAUCACGGUCGUAUGUUCAGCGGGAAAUGAAGGGCCUGAACCUCGAACAGUCAAGAACACUGCACCUUGGAUCAUAACAGUUGCUGCUAGCACCAUUGAUCGCGCAUUCCCCACUGCCAUCACUUUGGGGAACAAUCGUACAUUCUUGGGUCAGGCCAUGAAUACUGAGAAAACAUUGGAAGCAUUUGUUGGGUUGGAGGAAUCAAUGAACCUUGCUACAAAUAGUAGCUUUGGACCUCUAGCUAGGCGAUGCUUGAGUGGAUUUUUAAGGCCUGGGUCAGCUAAAGGGAAGGUUGUUCUCUGUUUCGCACCUAGCACUACCCAAGCAUCCCAAGCAGUUGCUUCAGCGGGGGGAAUAGGUGCCAUCUUUGUGCAACAAUCAAACAACCUCUUAACUCCAUGCACACCAAUUCCAUGCAUUCAAGUAGAUUACCAAGUUGGCACUCAGAUACUUUCUUACAUCCAAAAGUCCAGUUCUCCAGUGGUGAAGAUAAGUCAUUCAAACACAUUAAUAGGAAGCAUAAAAUCACCCAAAGUGGCCAUCUUUUCCUCACGAGGACCCAAUUCCUUAUCUCCAGCUAUUUUAAAGCCAGAUAUAACUGCUCCUGGGGUCUACAUUUUGGCUGCAGCACCAACGUCAGACUCGACAAGCGACAAGUUUGUAUUCAUGUCAGGAACCUCAAUGUCAUGCCCCCAUGUAGCCGGCCUAGUCGCUUUGCUCAAGUCUAUCUAUCCUAAUUGGUCUCCUGCUGCAAUAAAAUCCGCUCUUAUCACCACUGCAUCAACAAUAGACAAAAAUGAAGAGCCAAUGCUAGCAGAGGGAAGUCCCCGCAAGGUGGCCGACCCCUUCGACUACGGUGGUGGCCAUGUGAUCCCUAACCUAGCUGCUGAUCCCGGUCUCAUUUAUGACAUGGAUAUUUCUGACCAUAUCAUGUUCCUCUGUGCCAUGGGCUACAACAAUUCUGCCAUCUCAUUCGUCGCCUCAGAAAAAAUCUCCUGCCCUAAGGAGCCCCCCUCAAUACCAAAUCUAAACCUACCCUCUAUUGUAAUUCCUGAGCUUAAAACUUCAGUGACCAUUACAAGAAAGGUUACCAAUGUGGGUGAGGUCCAAUCAGUCUACCAAGCUAUGGUUUUGUCUCCUACUGGUGUGAAAGUAGUAGUGGAACCUGCAGUUUUAUACUUCAAUAAUGCAACCAAAGUGCUUCCUUUCAAGGUGACCUUCACAGUGGUACACCAAAUGCAGGGGGACUAUACCUUUGGGAGUUUGAUUUGGAGUGAUGGCGAGCACUUUGUUCGUAGCCCGAUUGCUGUACGCAGGGUGAUGUACGACUCCUAUGCAGAUAUCUAUUAAAGUUCAACAAAUAUUCUUAACUAAGUGCUUUUUAAAAUAAGUUGUACCUCAAAAAUCUAUUCGAAAAUGUUACUCAAACACUGAAAAACCCUCAAAUUGAUCAUCUCGACCUCGAGUUGUAUGAACAUGAACAAAAAACUUUGAAGUCUUAAAAAUACUACAUCUUAUCUAGACGAUC
Molecule: messenger RNA, 2906 nt
Organism: Amborella trichopoda
Lineage: Eukaryota; Viridiplantae; Streptophyta; Magnoliopsida; Amborellales; Amborellaceae
Source: RefSeq, a predicted model, not a curated record